Messenger RNA from Rubroshorea leprosula, 3115 nucleotides. The record is from the annotation of a GenBank genome assembly. Lineage: Eukaryota; Viridiplantae; Streptophyta; Magnoliopsida; Malvales; Dipterocarpaceae.
CUGUAGAAAAAAACUAUCCCAAAAAGAUCACCCCGGAGAAGCCUACCUACGCUCUCCAUCUUCCUCUUGGAUUAGGAAUUUUCUCCUUCCAUAAAUCCUCCACUCACUCAACCCGCCGCCCCCCCUUCCCCCCGUAGUAUCUCUCUUAGGGUUUCCGGUUUUCCGAUCUACUCUCUUAGGGUUUCAGGUUUUUCUAAUUUUUGCAUCAGUUCGCGGUUUUCGAUUUUGUGUUGUUUGUUCUAGAAGAUUAGGAUUUCUUUGUUUCGGGGAAAUUUUGCGAGAUGGUGACUUCGGAGGCGCCGACGAAGCUGUAUGGUGUGACUAAGCCGUUGUCGAUGGCGGGGCCGACGGAGGUUGAUUUGCAGAGAACUCGGGAAUUAGAGAAGUUUUUGGUUCAAGCGGAGCUUUAUGAGAGCAAAGAGGAAGCUGCCAAGAGAGAAGAGGUUUUGGGUCGAAUUGAGCAGGUUGUAAGAGGUUGGGUGAAGCAACUUACUCGUUUGAGAGGUUACACUGAUCAAAUGGUGGAGGAUGCAAAUGCAGUCAUUUUCACCUUUGGCUCCUAUCGUCUAGGCGUUCAUGGGCCUGGAGCUGACAUCGACACUUUAUGUAUUGGCCCAUCCUAUGUGAACCGAGAGGAAGAUUUCUUCUUUGUGCUAUACAAUAUCCUAGCAGAAAUGGAAGAAGUUACAGAACUACAGCCAGUUCCAGAUGCUUAUGUCCCUUUAAUGAAAUUUAAGUUUGACGGAAUAUCGAUUGACCUUCUCUAUGCAAGCAUCUCUGUUUUGGUUGUUCCUAAAGACCUUGACAUCUCUGACAUGUCAGUAUUAUACAAUGUUGAUGAGCCUACUGUGCGAGGUCUUAAUGGCUGCAGGGUUGCUGAUCAAGUUUUGAAACUUGUUCCAAAUGUUGAGCAUUUUCGCACAACUCUUCGAUGUCUAAAGUUCUGGGCUAAAAGGCGUGGUAUUUAUUCCAACGUGACUGGAUUUCUUGGUGGUGUCAAUUGGGCUCUUCUUGUAGCUCAAAUUUGCCAACUUUUCCCUAAUGCAGUACCCAGUAUGCUUGUUUCACGGUUUUUUAGGGUUUAUACACAGUGGCAUUGGCCAAACCCUGUUAUGCUAUGUGCAAUUGAAGAGCAUGAACUUGGAUUUCCUGUGUGGCAUCCUCGUAAAAAUCCUCGUGACCGGACUCAUCUUAUGCCGAUAAUAACACCUUCUUAUCCAUGCAUGAAUUCUAGCUACAACGUCUCAAUAAGUACCCGUCGUGUUAUGAUGGAGCAGUUCCAAUAUGGUAACAAGAUCUGUGAGGAGAUAGAGCUGAACAAUACCCAGUGGAAUGCCUUGUUCAAGCCAUACUUGUUCUUUGAGAGCUACAGAAACUAUCUGCAGAUUGACAUUGUUGGAGCUGAUGAUGAUGACUUGCGUGCUUGGAAAGGUUGGGUGGAAUCUCGUCUAAGGCAGCUUACUUUGAUGAUUGAGCGUGACACAUAUGGGAAGUUGCAGUGCCAUCCUUAUCCUUAUGAGUAUGUGGAUACAACGAAGCCAUGUGCCCAUUGUGCAUUUUUUAUGGGUUUGCAGAGGAAAUCGGGGGAAAAAGUUCAAGAAGGCCAGCAGUUUGACAUACGUCGGGCAGUUGAUGAGUUCAUACUUUCAGUAAAGAUGUAUAGGUUUUGGAAACCUGGAAUGGAGAUCAAUGUUUCUCAUAUUCGUAGGAGGCAGAUUCCUUUGUUUGUAUUUCCAGGUGGUUGUAAACAACCUCGUAAUCUGAAGCCGACUCCCUUUGACCAGUCUGGUAAACUAUCUGAUGGCAUUGAUGGUGCAUCUCAAACAGGAUCAGGUGGGAAACACCUUAAGAGGGAGAAAGAUCCUUAUGGAGGAAAUAGUGAAGAAUACAGGCUGGAGAAACGUCAAUGUCCUCAGAGACCUGAUUUGGUAGCUUUGGAGAUUGAUAGCGGCAGGUUAUUGGAGUGUGCUUCGUCUGCUCAAGGGGGAAUGAGUACAAUUUCUAGUGAGGGCACAGAUCAGAAGAUACAACACCUGCAGAACAGUGAGGGUAGAAGUUUCUCAGAUUCCAGUGUUGUCACAUGUGCUUCAUAUGAGGAUGUAGGAAUCCAAAGUGAAUCAGCAGCUUGUGGUAGCGAGGAGAACAACAGAAGUGAUGAUGGAAGCAUGGAAGGCAGUAAUAACCCAGCAUCUUCUCGGAGUGACUCAUUUGAUGUGGAUUCUGAAUUCUGUUCUGACAAUGCACAUGUUGAGGGAGAUGGGGUCUUUCAAGAUGCAUUGCAAGAAAAGUUAGAGGUGAAGCCAAAUGCUGCACUUAAAGUGGUAAUUGAAACCAUCAGCGAAUUAGACUCAGAAGCUGUGCAGAAACCAGUCAGAAGGCAUGUUCUUCAAAACUUGAGCAAUUUUUUUAUAUUGUUUCUUUUACAAUUUUAUUAUCAUGCUUUCUUUUUUCCACUUAUUUUAAUCGCAGGUCGAGCUUGGCAUCAACAGCAUGAGUGUAAAAGAAGUUGGAGAAGCAGAGAAGAAAGACAGAAAGCCAGCAGUUCUGGUAAGUGUAGCUUUUGUUGCUGGCUUUCGUUUCUUCUAUUAUUUUCAGGCAUCUAUGGUCCAGUGGCUCUUUCAUCCUCAGUGGAAUUAAGAUUUCACCAUCUAAAUAUAUCUCUUCACAUAGUUUUAGACUGUUACAUAUACAGUUUCCUUUGUGCUGGCUGUUCUGUCUUUCUGGGAGGAGGGGAAAUAGUUUUUAAAAAAAAAAAGAGUGAAAAAUAUGGUAAGAUUAGAAAAAAAAAAAAUGGAGGGGUGAGCAUGGACGGAUGGAGGUAAGAUUGUGAUCUGUUCGUGUUCUCUAGUAGUAAUUGCUGGAAUUUCUGCAAGGUGAGCCAGACGCACCUGAAAAUUUUGGUUCAACAAUUUAGAAUCUUGGUUGUUCCAGUGGUGUGGGGUUUUAGCUUGAGUUAAGUUGGUGGGAUGGGUUCAGAACUUGAGAUGUGUAUUGGACAAAUGAUCAAGUUCUCUUGAUCGUAUUUAGCAUGGUAGGCUGGGUGGUGCUUUUAUCCAUGCAACCAUAUGUAUUUUCUUUCGCAAAUAAAUAAUAAAAAUAAUACUAUUUAGAUGUA